GAGCGUCCCGAGGGUUCCAGUAGAGUUUAUAUUGAUUUAUAGUGUGUGAGGGAUUCAUUAAUAAAAGCAGCACUAUGGCUAAUACAGAGUGGAAAGGAGAGGAGAUAAUGGAGUCUAAAGUACUCUGGUACCCGGAUUCGAAGAAGAACACACAGAUGGACCGGUUCAGGGCUCAGGUGAACCGCGACUAUGGGCUUAACCUGGGGAACUAUAACGAGCUGUAUCGGUGGUCUGUGGAGAGUUUUCAUGAUUUCUGGCCGGAGGUUUGGAAGUUCUGUAACAUCACCAGUUCCAAGAUGUACGAGGAGGUGGUGGACGUGACCAAGAGCGUAUCGGAGGCUCCCGAGUGGUUCCGAGGCAGCAGGUUAAACUACGCCGAGAACCUGCUCAAGCACCACGACCGGGACAAGGUGGCGCUAUACGCUGCAGCCGAGGGUAAGGAGGAGAUCGUGAAGGUGACGUUCAGGGAACUGAGGAGGGACGUGGCUCGCUUCGCUGCUGCCAUGAGGAAGAUGGGGGUUAAAACCGGAGACCGAGUCGUAGGGUAUCUACCUAACGGGGUUCAUGCUGUACAGGCCAUGUUAGCUACAGCCAGUAUCGGAGCGAUCUGGAGCUCAACCUCUCCUGAUUUUGGAGUCAAUGGCGUGUUGGACAGAUUCUCUCAAAUCCAGCCCAAGCUGAUCUUCUCAGUGGCCGCGGUGGUUUAUAACGGCAAACUGCACGAUCACAUGGAGAAGCUGCACAGCGUGGUGAAAGGACUUCCUGAUCUGAAGAAGGUGGUGAUCAUCCCGUAUGUACGUUCCAGACAAGACACGGACCUGUCCAACAUCCCCAACAGUGUGUUCUUGGAGGACUUCUUGGCCACCGGGAUGGAAGGAGAUCAGGAUCCUCAGCUGGAGUUCGAGCAGCUUCCCUUUUCUCAUCCUCUUUUUAUCAUGUACUCAUCCGGCACCACGGGGGCCCCCAAGUGCAUGGUGCACUCCGCAGGGGGAACGCUGAUCCAGCACCUGAAGGAACACGUUCUGCACGGCAACAUGAGCAGCAGUGACGUCAUCAUCUACUACACCACGACGGGGUGGAUGAUGUGGAACUGGUUGAUCUCCUCUCUGGCCGUUGGUGCGUCAGUCGUCCUGUACGACGGUUCUCCUUUGGUUCCGACUCCAAAUAUUCUGUGGGACCUGGUGGACCGACUCGGAAUCACUAUUUUCGGGACUGGAGCGAAGUGGCUCUCGGUUCUGGAGGAGAGGAAACUCAAACCUGUGAACACACACAGCUUGCAGACGUUACACACCAUCCUGUCGACGGGUUCUCCACUGAAACCUCAGAGUUACGAGUACGUGUACAGCAGCAUCAAACACAACGUCCUGCUCGCCUCCAUCUCAGGUGGCACGGACAUCAUCUCCUGCUUCAUGGGGCAGAACAUGACGGUUCCGGUGUACAAGGGCGAGAUCCAGGCCAGGAACCUGGGCAUGGGCGUGGAGGCCUGGGACCCUGAAGGUAAGCCACUGUGGGGUGAGAGCGGCGAGCUGGUGUGUUUGAAGCCGAUCCCGUGCCAGCCCACGCACUUCUGGAACGACGAGAACGGCAGCAAAUACCGGAAAGCCUACUUCUCCCGCUUCCAGGAUGUGUGGGCUCAUGGUGAUUACUGUAAAAUCAACCCAAAGACUGGAGGAAUCAUCAUGCUGGGUAGAAGUGAUGGAACGCUGAAUCCUAACGGGGUUCGGUUUGGGAGUUCAGAGAUCUACAACAUCGUGGAGCGGUUCGAGGGCGUGUACGACAGUCUCUGUGUACCUCAGUAUAAUUCGGAUGGAGAGGAGCGGGUCAUUCUGUUCCUGAAGAUGGCGCCGGCUCACACCUUCAACCAGAAGCUGGAAAGGGAGAUUCGUGAUGCCAUCAGGAAAGCGCUAUCAGCUCGUCAUGUACCCGCCCUCAUCCUCCCCAUCAAAGAUAUACCGUACACCAUCAGUGGGAAGAAGGUGGAGGUGGCGGUGAAGCAUGUGAUUGCAGGUAAGGAGGUAAAUCACCGUGGUGUCUUCACUAACCCCGAGUCUCUGGACCUGUACAAGAACAUUCCUCAGCUCCAGAACUUCUGAACAUCUACUGGAGCUCCUGAUCACCUGAUGUACAAGAACCUGCCUGACUCCAGAACUUCUGAACAUCUUGAGAAGCUUGAGGAACACGUCUAGAGCCCAAGACUUCUGAACUUUUACGUUUAGCAGAAGCUUUUAUCCAACGUCACUCACACGGCGCCAUUUUAGCAGAACUUUUAACCAUAACGAACCCAAACUACCAAACUUCUGCUGAGACCAGCCAGAGCUCCUCACACCUAAACCUCCAAACACCUGAUCUGGACCUUCUGAGCUUCAGAACACCUAAUGGAACCUGCAACCACACACUGGAUCUCCAUUUUUUGAGCUUGUGGACCUUCUGAAUUCCACCCAGAUGUCUUCAGUAUGUUUCAUCUGAACACCUGACAGAAACUCAAGAACAUCUGAACUUCAGCUCAGAACUUCUGAACACUUGGUGGACCUGCAGAGCUUGUAUUUGGGCAUUAGUGUGUUCUUCUAAGCUCUAGAACAUCUGAACGUUUUCUGAAGAGAUCUGCUCACAUACUGAAUGGUCUGGAGAUGUGAAUGAGCUGAUGAGCUCCAGAGCUUCUGAACACAUCUUGGAGCAGCUGGACAUCUACGAAGAACUUUCUGAAGACCUGAUGAGCUCCAGGUUCCUCAGCUGAGUGUUAGAUGUUCUCACCUGGUGAUGAAACCUGAUGUUCCUGACCUGAACUAUAAGAACCUUCUCAGAACUAAUGUUGCUAUAAAUCUUUGUAGAUUUUAUGCAACCCUGUACACCCCACACGAACCCCGCCCUUAUACUAGCCCCGCCCUCUUACUAACCCCGCCCUCUUACUAACCCCGCCCUCAUGAAUAAAUCAGUAUUAUUAUUAAAAAUACUAAUAACCACACCCCUUGUGCUAACCACGCCUUAACUGUCACCUUAUUCCCAUUCUGUAUGGCCACACCCUCAACUACACCCUAACUCAAACCACGCCCAUGUUUCAACCCCAUUCCAUUUGAUCCCCGCUUCUUUGUUCUAACCCCACCCUAUCCAAACUCACUUUAACAUCAGAAACUAUACACACACCCCUGAGCCCCGCCCUGUCCCUCAGCCAAAUCACACCUCCUAGCCCAACCCCAUUUUAUUGUAACCACGCCCAGUUCUUUAGUUUUUCUUCUUGUAUUAUUGUUUUUUUAUAUAUCCUCUUACACUCGGACUGGUUGGUCGGAUGGUUGGAUGUAUGAUGGAUGAUGGAUGGAUGGAUGGAUGGAUGGAUGGAUGAUGGAUGGUUGGAUGGUUGGUUGGAUGAUGGAUGGUUGGAUGGAGGAUGGAUUGAUGGAUGGUUGGAUGGAUGGAUGAUGGAUGGUUGGAUGGAUGAUGGAUGGAUGAUGGAUGGAUGAUGGAUGGUUGGAUGGAGGAUGGAUUGAUGGAUGGUUGGAUGGAUGGAUGAUGGAUGGAUGGUUGGAUGGAUGGAUGAUGGAUGGUUGGAUGGAGGAUGGAUUGAUGGAUGGUUGGAUGGAUGGAUGAUGGAUGGAUGAUGGAUGGUUGGAUGGAGGAUGGAUUGAUGGAUGGUUGGAUGGAUGGAUGAUGGAUGGAUGAUGGAUGGAUGGAUGAUGGAUGGAGGAUGGAUUGAUGGAUGGUUGGAUGGAUGGAUGAUGGAUGGAUGAUGGAUGGAUGAUGGAUGGUUGGAUGGAGGAUGGAUUGAUGGAUGGUUGGAUGGAUGGAUGAUGGAUGGAUGGUUGGAUGGUUGGAUGGAUGGAUGAUGGGUGGUUGGAUGGAUGAUGGAUGGAUGAUGGGUGGUUGGAUGGAUGAUGGAUGAUGGAUGGAUGGAUGGAUGAAUGGAUGGAUGGAUGAUGAUGGUUGGAUGGAUGGUUGGAUGAUGGCUGGAUGGAUGGAUGGAUGGAUGGAUGAUGAUGAUGGUUGGUUGGAUGGCUGAAUGGAUGAAUGGAUGAUGGUUGGGUGGAUGGAUGGUUGGAUGGAGGAUGGAUUGAUGGAUGGUUGGAUGAUGGAUGGAUGAUGGAUGGUUGGAUGGAUGAUGGAUGGAUGGAUGAUGGAUGGUUGGAUGGGUGGUUGGAUGGAUGAUGGAUGGAUGGAUGGAUGAUGGGUGGUUGGAUGGAUGGAUGGGUGGUUGGAUGGAUGGAUGGAUGGAUUGAUGGAUUGAUGGAUGGAUGGAUGGAUGAUGGAUGGAUGGUCAGAUGGAUGAUGUAUCAGAAGUGCACUGAUCUCAUCUCUGAAAUGAUCAGCGGCUCUUAACUUCAGAUUCAAACUCUUAUUCUUAAAGCCAUAUUUCCCAGGGUUCCCUGGCUGAGGGAUUGAGACGUAGCCUAACCUCACACAUUCCUCUGAGUUCUUUCUGUCCGUCUGUGUCCCGUCCGUAUAUUUUUGUUACGUGAUGUUUCUGGGUUUCUGUAACUCUGCUGUAUUUGAUGUAAAUGUGAAACUGAAAUGAUUUUAUUGUGAACAUAAAUAUAUUUAUAACUCAGA
Trichomycterus rosablanca is the source of this 4539-nucleotide messenger RNA. RefSeq names its product acetoacetyl-CoA synthetase (gene aacs). The record is from RefSeq and is a predicted model, not a curated record. Bases 75 to 2093 code for a protein of 672 amino acids. The transcript has 18 exons. Gene Ontology annotation, biological process: lipid metabolic process; positive regulation of insulin secretion. NCBI's taxonomy places the organism in Eukaryota, Metazoa, Chordata, Actinopteri, Siluriformes, Trichomycteridae. Gene Ontology annotation, molecular function: acetoacetate-CoA ligase activity.